This is a messenger RNA of Theileria parva strain Muguga, 535 nucleotides long. It is a transcript of the gene trx1, whose product is annotated as Thioredoxin-1. The transcript has 2 exons. Lineage: Eukaryota; Apicomplexa; Aconoidasida; Piroplasmida; Theileriidae. The coding region runs from base 132 to 515 and encodes 127 amino acids. The record is from RefSeq and is a predicted model, not a curated record.
UAUUAUUAUUGGUAUUAUUAUAUCGUAUAUUUUAUCACUAUAGUACAAUAUUAAUAUUAUUGUGUAAGGUUGUGUAAAUUUAUAUGGGAUUCCAGUAGUAUACAGUAUAAAUCAAAUUAGUAUAUAUAAUAAUGAUAAAAAAUAUAUGUAAUAUAGGAUUAGCUAAAGAAUCUUACAAUUUAUUUCAAAAACGUUACUUGGUUCGUAUUGUAGAGUCGGCCGACGACUACAAGGCUACAAUACUUCAGGAUAAAUUAGUACUGGCUAAGUUUAGUGCGAGUUGGUGUAAACCUUGUCAGAAGGCCAAGCCGGUGGUUGAAGAGCUCAGCAACGAGCUUCCUCACCUCAACUUUAUCGACGUCGAUGUUGACAACCUUCCACAGAUUGCUGAUGAAGAAGGAGUAAAAACCAUCCCAUUUUUCAAGUUAUUUAAAAAUGGGAAGCUAUUAGAUGAAAUUACAGGUUGCGAUAAAGCUCAGUUGAAAGAUUUAAUAUUGAAACAUAAUAAUUCUUAAUAUUACAUCUCUUUUUGUUC